This is a messenger RNA of Porites lobata, 1988 nucleotides long. NCBI's taxonomy places the organism in Eukaryota, Metazoa, Cnidaria, Anthozoa, Scleractinia, Poritidae. The record is from the annotation of a GenBank genome assembly.
AUGAAACGACUAAGUUUUAAUAUGUUGUGUUUUCCGGACGUGUUUCAACAAAUUAUGACCUAGAUUGCGUUCCCGGUCAUAACUGAAGCGCUUGCAAGGUUUUCCAUCCCUUCUCUUUCAAUGGAACACGUUUAUGCCCAAGCAAACGCGAGAAACCAACAUUGAGGGAGGGGAGGAUAGGCAAGCAACACAUGUAUUCAUGAACCGACUAACAGGACUAAGUUUAAGUUGUGUUUUCAAGAAAACUUCAAUAAAUUAUGACCGGGAUCGGAGGUGCGGGAUUCGAGAGAUUUGGAUCUCCAUCAAUCCCCCUCCACUCUUCUCCCCUGUUAUAAUGAACCAGGUGGGCCUGGUAACAAAACUAACAGUAAAUAAUACCUUGAUGCUCAACAGUCAACAAUGCUGGAGUAGCAUUGUUAACCAUAAUGGAGUGUGUCCCAGUGGACAUGGCCAAGGAAUUGUUUGAAGUGAACGUCUUUGGUACCUUGCGACUGAUCCAAGCUGUGCUGCCAGGCAUGAAAGAGAGAAGGAGCGGGUGUAUAAUUAACAACAGCAGCCAUGUUGGAAUUGUCGGAGUACCUUUCAAUGAGAUUUACUCAUCUUCAAAGUUUGCAGUGGAGGGCCUUACUGAAGCAAUGGCGCCAACCUUGCUUCAUUUUAAUAUCAGGUAAAGUAGACCAAAGUUAAUGUUCAAAUUUUGGAUAGCUUUUUCCAACUUACGAAUAAAUCACACUAUCCAGCGGAUAAGUGUCAGGGAACUCAAUUACACACUCUAGCUGAUAGAGGAAGGCUCUCUGUUUGGGGGAAAAAAUAGCAAGGCAAGGGAAAGGAAAGUUCCCCGCUGGACCAAAGGACUGUUCACAGGCUAACUAUCCAGCGGAUAAGUAUCAGGGAACUCAAUUACACUCUCUAGCUGAUAGAGUUUCAUCCAUUGGAUAUCUUUAUGCAACUUUUAAACAACUUGUGCCAGGACGUUAGAAGCCACGGGCAAACCAUUCUAUACCUGGGUACAGGUUGAUAUUUCUGGAAUACCCUUCAAUGAGCUUUACGGUGCUACUCAGUUUCUUAAUAGUUUGCAGACAAGAAACUAAACUACGGCCUCAGCUGUAACAUGUCCUGCCCUGGCUUACUACCUUAUAGCUGUUUCUGUGGCAGCCGUUUGUUUAUACAAAAGCAUUUGUCUUCUUAAAGUAACCCACUGAUGAAGAGAUCUGGAAGUCCAAAGAUUUCUUAAACUGCGGUUUAAGUUAGACUUCGUUUAAACAACCGACCCUUUGAGUCCAACUAGUCAAAGCGUGUUUUCAGGCUUCUUGAGGGAGUAGUUCGGCUAUUUCUUCCACGCUUAACGUGUGGAAUUUGUUCGCCAUUUUCUACAGCUUUACUAACAAAAUUCCUGAGCUGCGCAGCCUCGUCCCCAGAGGUACUCGGUUGCCGUUUUCCCUCCCUCUAACGUUUCCCAGAUUCUUUUGUGGACCUACACAUUCCAUGAAGUAGCAUUAUGCAUUUAAUCUAAGUUGAAUGCGUUGCUUAAACUAAACUAUACCUUCUACAGCACGCACUACCGCGAUAUAAUCAACCUCUAAGUACCCUUUCCUUACCCUUGGUAGGUGUUCUCUACUUGAACCAGGUCCCGUUGGGACGGUACUUGUCGGAAACAUGGAAGCCUGGCACAAGAAAUAUGACAAGCCAACUGCUGACGAAGAGACUUCGAAACUGCUUCAAGUCGGCACAGGAAAGUUAUGGCCAAUGGCCUUUAAGGUGAUCCAAGAUGUCAAGGAAGUCGCAGAGAUUGUGAAAACGAUCGUACUUAGCGACAAGCCAAACCUACGAUAUCAAACAAAUAAGAAUUUCCACCCCGAUGAAGUAAAGGCCAAACUUGCUGAUCCUACUGGGAAUGUUAUGGUUGAUUUGAUGGUCAAAAAGUACUUCGAUAAAGAAUAGUUCGUAUACUGUUAACAAGUUGAUGCAUGAAUGUUAUUCCAAGUGUA